This is a messenger RNA of Oryzias melastigma (Indian medaka), 3351 nucleotides long. It is a transcript of the gene gpr18, whose product is annotated as G protein-coupled receptor 18. Bases 209 to 1222 code for a protein of 337 amino acids. Gene Ontology annotation, biological process: phospholipase C-activating G protein-coupled receptor signaling pathway; positive regulation of Rho protein signal transduction. Gene Ontology annotation, cellular component: membrane. The transcript is spliced from 2 exons. NCBI's taxonomy places the organism in Eukaryota, Metazoa, Chordata, Actinopteri, Beloniformes, Adrianichthyidae. The record is from RefSeq and is a predicted model, not a curated record. Gene Ontology annotation, molecular function: G protein-coupled receptor activity.
CGCAGACACUGUGAAGGAAUCUAAACGAAACACGCAGCAGCGUACAGGAAGCGAUGGGGGCUUUUACAAAGCUUUCCAACACACUUCAGAAAAAAGCACUCACUUCCCCGUUUCGACUGUAAGACUUUAAAUAUUCUUGAUGAAGUCGCUUUCACUUCACGAAGCGACUGCUGUUAGCUCGUCAAGAUGUGUGUUUGAGUUCUGAGGUAUGAGUGUGGGCCGGAUCUCCUCCAACAUGUCUGUGGACCCGGGGAAGCCGGAGCAAGGCCCGAUGGAGUACCGCAUAGCAGCCCUGGUCUUCUACAGCGUCAUCUUCGCCAUCGGAGUCACAGUCAACCUCACCGCUUUAUGGGUGUUCGCCCUGACCACCAAGAAGAAAAACUCAGUGACGGUCCACAUGAUCAACGUGGCAGUGGUGGACCUGACCUACACUCUGCUGCUUCCCUUCAGGAUGGUUUACCUCCACCAGGACUACUGGCCUUUUGGGAACAUGUUCUGCCGGAUCACCGCGGCUCUCACCAUUUUCUACCCCUGCAUAGCCUUGUGGCUGUUUGCGUUGAUCAGCGCCGACCGCUACAUGGCCAUCGUGCAGCCGAAGCACAGCAGGGAGCUGAGGAACGUGCCGAAGGCCGUGGUGGGGAGUCUGGGAUUGUGGGUCAUGACUCUGGGCAGCAUGGUGCCCUUGAUCUUCCCGGAGGAUGACCCCGACCGCGUCUCUAACUUUACCACAUGCGUCAAGAUGCAGGACAUCAUCUACAUGCGCCAUGAGAACUUUGUCAACUUCAUCAGGCUCAUCUUCUUCUUCCUGGUGCCCACGUGCAUCAUGAUCGGCUGCUACAUCACCAUCGUGGACAAUCUAAUCCAUGGUCGCACCUCGAAGCUCAAGCCCAAAGUGAAGGAGAAGUCCAUCCGGAUCAUCAUCACGCUCAUCGUCCAGGUGCUGGUGUGCUUCGUGCCUUUCCACGUGUGCCUGGUGCUCCGUCUGCUGGGGGACUCUGAGGAUGGCGGCUUCAGCAUCUGGGCGGUCUUCACCACCUUCCUGAUGAAUCUGAGCACCGUCCUGGACAUCAUUUUGUAUUACAUUGUCUCCAAACAGUUCCAGGACAGAGUGAUCAGUGUGAUCCUGUACAGGAACUACCUGCGAAGCGUGCGGCGGAAGAGCAGGCACACGAACACGGGCAGCAUCCGGUCACUGAGCAACCUGACCAGCGCCAUGAUCUGAACCAAAACUGCUCUCAAACUCUACACGCUUCGCCACAGCCAAUGACGGCAGCACUGUCUAGCUCUUAUGGUUGAUUAAAAAAAAAAAUGUUUUCAAAGUGUAAUUUACACUCACAGUAUGGGAGUGCUGCUGUUUUGGCGAAAAGCAUCUGUGUUCAGCUCUGAUUGACUCGCCCAUGAGAUUCGAGCUGUGAGUCUUUUCUAUAACACCGAGUGUCUGUGGAGCAGGUGUGACACGUGCGGGUGAAAAUAAAGCUAGUCCACCGAAUCCCACCACUCACAUCGGCAUGCACGACACGGAAACUCAACCUUGUUACCAGGUGAAACCCACGAAGGGUCUGACCGCCUGCACAGGAAACUGGGGUGGGUUUCAGAAACAGAUGACGCUCUUAUUCGUCUCAGAGGUUUACAGAGAGGACGCCUGCAAAUGUGAUUCAUAAACACCACGGUUCAAUCGUUGCCAUUUGAUUUCCAGCACAAACACUCCAAGGAAGGUGCUGUAAAGCUCCUGACCAGGUGAUGGCAGCAUGGCACAGCUAAGAUCCCACUCCGUUUUCCACAUCAGAGCUUGUUAAAGUUUACCAAAGUGAACAACUAGGUAGUUUUUGCCCCAACAUUUCCACGACACCUUUUCACUUCUGUUUGUUUGUUCACUUCCUUUCACGCAUUUUCCAGGUAUUUUCUAGUUAACAAUAAACAGCUUCUUCUUCCACCUGGAAUCUGGCUAAAGUGUGUUUAUGGUGAAAUGUGAAUAGUAUUGAUUAGAUGUUAAAUGAUUCAGUUGCUUCGAGUGCAUUUACAGUAACAUGCUCAAGAGACGUCAGAGAAGCUAUUUACAAGAUUUAUGGCAACCUUAACCUUUCAAAGAAAACAUUUUCAGUGCAGGGGAAUUUUUUCGGGCCUUUGGCUGCAGGUGCACGCAGCAAUUUAUAGCUUAAUGUGUUCCUCAAAGAACAGACAAGUAAUGAGUCAUAGAUGAAUGAGAUAUGCAUCAUCGCGAAGAGGCUGUAAAAGACGAAAAGCUUCUUAUGAUUUCCUGUACAGACCUCAUGCGAGAUAAAAGGGGCUGGUUUGUGUCUGGUCGAGAACAGGAAGUGUAAAACAGCAUGUGACCAAAAUAAAACGAGAAACACAGAAUGCAAACGCACGGCCAAUAUUUUAGAGAAAGUGACAUUUCAAAAACAUCAACAGAGUAAAAACAAAAAGUUAAAUGAUAUAGGUUUUAGAGAACACAAGUAAACCAUAAAUAUACAUCAAUAAAAUAAGAGAAUAAAGCAACUAAAGGAAUUGAUUUUUACAAGAACUCCUAAUUUAAUAUUUACCCAAUUUAGCAGCAAACUGUGUUGACAGGAACUCUGACGUCACUGAUGGAGCCAGAAAACCAAUUCAGGACAUCGUCUCUCAUGCGAUCGCAACUAAGUUUGCACAUAAACAAAUAUAUUUACUUCUUUUUUGAUUGAGUGAUUAAUUGAUUAAUAUGGUUUAGUUUAAGCAUAAAUUGUGGAAAAUACAAGGCAAAACACACAUUUUUCAAAUUAAUUACUUAAACAAUGAAAUGCAUUUAUCAGAAAAUAGAAAACAAACAUAAACAAAGACACUUUAUUUUACAGUUUUGCAAAGUUCUAUAAUCCGGUUCUCAUCAGAUCAAAUGCAACUUUUUUUAUUAUAAAUAUAUAUUGAGGGAAGGUCUAAAAAUGCCUUGUUUUCUCCUUUUUUAAAGAAUUUUUAAUGUGUUUUAUAUGAUGUACAGAGGUUAUAGUACUUGUAAUUAAAAAAAAAUCAGUCUGGAACACCUACUUUGAUGGAUACAUCAUAAUUUCUAAUUAUACUCUCUGCUUUCACACAACACUUUUGAGAACUUUUACCAAAACACAAUAUCUGCUUGUUUGGGGAAAUUCUGUUUGUGGUGAAGUAAAGGACUUUAAGGAAGCAUGCAGUGAGGAAAACCCAGGGCUCUAAAAAUACGACAUUUCAUUUAUAAAAGCAAAACAAAAAAUUCCAGUGUGAGAAGAAAAAAGAAUCUUACCAAGAAUUCCUAUUUAAGGAAAAAGAAAAUAUGACACAUUGUCUCAAACUGGUGAAAAACACUUUUUAUAAGAAUAUGUGAGAUUUUUUUACCGAAACAAAGGU